Messenger RNA from Branchiostoma floridae (Florida lancelet), 3451 nucleotides. RefSeq names its product polycystic kidney disease 2-like 2 protein. The transcript is spliced from 10 exons. The record is from RefSeq and is a predicted model, not a curated record. NCBI's taxonomy places the organism in Eukaryota, Metazoa, Chordata, Leptocardii, Amphioxiformes, Branchiostomatidae. Gene Ontology annotation, molecular function: calcium channel activity; calcium ion binding. Bases 125 to 2413 code for a protein of 762 amino acids. Gene Ontology annotation, cellular component: membrane. Gene Ontology annotation, biological process: detection of mechanical stimulus.
GUGACGAGGGCUUUGUGACCAAGAACACCGUUUUUGACCUUGGAUUUGUACAGAUCACCCUACAAGGUUAUUAAAAGGUGUACUGUCCCGAUGGUCGAAGUAUGUGGCGUGGUUUCUCGUGGUGAUGGUUUCCAUCCUCUCGUCCUUCUUUGUGAUCCUGUACAGUCUAGACUGGGGUAGAGAGAAGAGUGAGGCUUGGCUAAAGGCCUUCUUCUUUUCUUUCGGUUUGUCAAGCAUCAUCGCCGAAACUGCCGAGAUAUUGUUCCUGGCGACUCUUUUUGCAUUGAUUUGUAACCAGAGGUCUUCCAACAAGCAGAAGACAUACAAUAUCAAGGAAAAAGAUCUCCAUCUUCACCUUUAUGAUCACAAAGCUCCCGCGAAGGUGUAUCCACCUGGUGCUGUAUCGGCAGAGAAGAUGAAAGUCAAAAAUGAACAACGACGGAAGUUUUUCUUCGUCAUGAAGGAGUACGUUCUCCUGUUCUUGUUUGUUGUGGUCCUGUUCUUCAUCAGCCAUCACGACAAAGACCCGUUUGCUUUCAACGCAUCGCAGACGUUGCACGACACUGUUCUAGAAGAUCACGAUUCGAUCACCACUGCUGACGAGCUCUGGGCAUGGACUGAGGAGAUCCUCCUGCCUGUUUUGUACCCGUCGUUCUGGUACAAUGGGUGGAAGAUGAAGUAUCUAGACCGACAGUUUCCUCUUUAUACUGAAGCAUUUAGAAUCGGCCCACCGCGACUUACUCAGUUUAGGAAGGCACCAGAUGACAUGGCAAUAGACCUCCUUGAAAAUGGAUGGAUGGUUGCAACUGGAGACGGUAAAUCCACAUGUUGGAAGUUCAAUGUCACCGGUGUGAUGUCACACAACCCAGGCUGUUCCGCAGAACACUCCAUGGAACUACCAACUCUCCUGGGUUUGGCGACAGCAAUAUUCUCCGACCUUCGGGAUAACAAGUGGAUCGACAAAUACACAGACUACCUGGUUCUGGAUCUGUCGCUAUACUACCCAGCACAAAAACUGUUCAGUAGUCUAAGACUGACCGUAAAGCAGGAAGAUGUGGGACAUCUUUCAACAUCAGCAUCUUUUGCAACACACAGGCUUUUCCAGUACGAAAAUGACUCUGACAUGGUUACUUUGUUUUCCUAUAUCCUCUUUAUGUUGUUAUUCUUGGUUAAUAUCAUCAAAGAAGCGACCACAAUGAAGAAGGAGGGAAGGAAGUUCUUCAGGUCUAUGUGGAACAUCUUUGCUUUUGCGAGCAUAAUUGGAUCUGCAGCUGUCAUCGGUAUCUUCGGAAUAAGGUACCACUCUGCAUCUGCAGCACUGGCAAAGUUGGUCGAGGCAACAGGCGAACUUGGAAUAGAUCGUUUUGUCGACUUGAGCUCAACCUUCUGGUGGGAUGAAGUUUUCAAGACCGUGCUGGCCAUUGUGCUGUUCAUUACUACACUGUCGUUACUGCGAGUUUUCCGCUUCAGCAAGACCAUCGCCAGUUUCAUCGCCCUGCCAGGCGCCAUGAAGAAUGACUUGGUCGGCUUCUCGAUCGUAAGCGCUAUAGCCUUCAUGGCUUUCAGCUGCUCAGGGAUGCUGGUGUUUGGGACUCAUAUGAAGGCAUACACCAAUGUGUUGCACACCAACUUUGCCUUAUUUGAGAUGUUAUUGGGAAGGUUCUUUGCCGAGGAAAUCUUAGAAUCGAACCGAUAUAUCGGCCCUAUCUUCUUCACUUUCUUCAUGAUACUCAUCUUCAUACUACUCGUCAACUUCCUGGUGACCAUCAUCUGUGAUGCCAUUGCUACCGGUGUCUACGUUGCGGAUGAACAUGACCAAGAACUGGCUGACUACAUCUGGAGAAGUUUCCAGGGAGUCUUUGGGAUUCAUGUCCCUCCACCGAAGGAUGUAAUAUCAGAUGAAAUGAAAGAAACAGAGCUCAAUACAACAUUCGAAAUGAUUGCAGAAUCCUUGAAUGAAACCCUGGAUGUUACAAGCAGCCUUUUGGAACACAACAGAAUCGACGAGCCUUCUUUGACCAUACACGAUAAUGCUAUUGCCCAACGUCAGAUCACGAAGCAGUCACACGAAGUAAAAUGUGAGUUCGACGCUAUGCUGCCGUCAACUUCGUCUGCUAUCGGACAGCAGGUAGAAAAUCUCCUGAAAGCUCAUGAAGAAGACACGGCAAGAUAUGAGGAAGUGCAGAACAAGAGCAGACGACGUGCUGAAGCCAUGCUGAAGAGAAAACUGGCUGAGAAAAGGGAGAAAACACAGACCAUGGUACAUCACGCGCAAGAGAUGAUGGCACAACAUGCUGCCUACGAGGAACGGCUGAAUCAGCAACAAAGGAUGAACAGACGCCUGUUCCAGAGCAAACUUCGUCAGAAGAUGGCACUUCGUGGCUUACAGAAAAGAGAUGACCAAAAGCAAUAAGCUUUCUUGUAAUUUUUGUUGUAUUUCGCCCUCCUCGGCCACAUUAUACGUGAUAAAAAUAAUGUAAGUUUCUUUCCAUGGACAUUGCUGUAAACUAUUAUGUUAAUUUAUUUAACCACCUACCCGUUUACACUGGACCUCUUGGAACAGCGACUGAGGUCGACAGGGCCAUAUAGUUAAAAUAAACAUGAUGUAAGUAUGUAUGUAUGUAUGACUAUAGUAGCACUUAGGCUUAGGUCCUAAUCCUAAAAGAGGCCCUGCCGGGUAGUUCACAGGCUGUAUUUUUUUGCGUGGGACACUUUGUGGCUUCCGGGGUAUUUUUGGGCCCGGCAGUACCCCGGGUUGAUUUUAAGUCGGACUUAGAAUUAACCGGGACGCGUUAACAAAUAGAUACCGUGACCUUCCCGUGUACGUGAUACACCGAGGGGUAUCUCCCGGUAUCCAGCUGUCUAUUGGGGCAAAAAUGUGUUUCUUCAGAACCCGGCCGGGGCUGCAUCAAGACAGCAGUUUUACUUCGCCUGCUUUGCAAUUUAAAAUAUGGAUACUACUAGAGUUCUUUAAAAACAACAUGUAACUCUUUAUAAAAUCUAUCAUAGAAUAUAUGUACAGCAGAACACAUGUCUAACAAGUCGUCUCUUUUUUUGCUUGUCCUGUCAUAGAAUUGAAGUACCAAACAAACGUACUCAAUGUUAUUUUGCAAAAGCACUGAGACUUCCACAUAUUCUUUCAUUUGUCUGUUUGUUAUGUUUCUCUUUGGACACACUACAUUUAGUACUUAUCUAUGUUCGCAUUAUGAUCUUUAUUAGGGUGAAUAAUUGUAAAUAACCUUUGAUAGCAAAUGAUACGUAUUUGCAAUGAUAUAUAACUUUAUACAACCUAUACUAAUUUAUUGAUUGAAAAGGUCAUGAUUUAUUGUUAUUUGCAUGUCGUGGUAGUUUGAUCAAACUGUUCCAUGUUAUACUGUGAUUUAUUACAUAAUUAUCUAUUCUCGAUUUGUCUGUCGAAAAAUUGUAAAACAUAGUGAAAAUGUGUAAAUAG